AUGGCAAGAUUGGGGAUUUGCAGUGGGCAUUACACCCGGUGGAAAGUUCAACCGAACAUAACCCUAGGACCUCAUACAAUCGCAACCACUCAUUCUUCUCCAAAGAUUCCUCAACGCCAAAGGGUUCACGUUUGCUGUGAUGAUGAACAGCACAAGUCGUAUGAAUGUAAGAAGGUUGUUACACCAACUGAGCGUAAACCAAAGCUACAAGCAAAGAAGUUAUGUUUUAAUUGUACGGGUGACAGACACCAUGCAGCACAGUGUCGAAGUCGAGUUACCUGUUUUCACUGCAAGAAAAAAACAGCAUUCGUAUACGCGUCAAUUUGUGACACUUUAGGGAAACCUCCACCUAACCAAAUUCCAGGUGGAGUG
Messenger RNA from Paramuricea clavata, 372 nucleotides. Lineage: Eukaryota; Metazoa; Cnidaria; Anthozoa; Malacalcyonacea; Plexauridae. The record is from the annotation of a GenBank genome assembly.